AUGCAAGACAUUCUACCCGCAUACAGCUCUUUCAACUUCUGCCAAGACUACGACAUUCAUGUUGCCUUCAUCACUGCCUGCUUUUGGAUCAGCUACAAUGUCGUCAUAAUGGGAGUUUCUUCGUACUACGGAAGCAGUGUUACGCAUAGAAGCUUGUCUGGUGAUUACUACUUUCUCUGGUUUCUUUUCGUCCUCAACUUCACAUCCGCAGCGCUUCUCAUGAACAUCUAUUCAAAAGAAGAUCCGAAUUUAAAAGUCCUUGAUGCUUGCAUCGGCCUAUCUUCAAUAGCCAUUGGUGUUUCAACUCUCAUUAUUCUCAAAACUGUUUGCAGAAUAUGCACAGUGAGGAUCGAAAUCCAAGAAAAUGAUUUGGAAAAAUCAAAACCAAUCAGUCCGGAAAAUCAAGUAAAAUCAAGCGAGGAGCGUCUUCAAACCUUCUACAUUGUCCAGAUUUUAUUGAUGCUGGUGAAUAAUAUUUACGCUGGCGUUAUCGUUGGAUUCAUUAUACAUUUUCUCAACGCCUGCUAG
Messenger RNA from Oikopleura dioica, 528 nucleotides. NCBI's taxonomy places the organism in Eukaryota, Metazoa, Chordata, Appendicularia, Copelata, Oikopleuridae. The record is from the annotation of a GenBank genome assembly.